GACGCGCGGGGCCGGGGGUGACGGGGCGGGGGGGGGGCGACGGCACGAGCGGGGCCGCGCGCGAGGUCGCUCCAGGUCCUGGCUGUCGGUGCUGACAUGGUGACCGGGCGGUGGCUUUCAGCGGCAGGCAGACGGGGACAGCUGCUCCGCAGAGGCUAGCAGGAACAGCCUGGUGGGGUCCAUCUUGGAUAGACGCGGAUGAUGCCAGAGCUAUGACAGGGAUUGCAGUCUUGGCACUGAGGGGUGAUCAAUUAUGGAACAACUACAGGAGGAAGUACCUGAGGUCAAGGAAGAGGAAGAGAAAGAGGCAGUGAUGGUGGCAAGUGGAGCCUCAGACCCAACUGGAGGACCAGACAGCUCGCUGCCUUCAAGCAGCUACACAGACCUGUCACAGAGCUCCUCUCCCUCGCUGUCGGACCAGCUGCAGCUGGGCUGCGAGGAGGCGGCGCUGGGAGCGCUGAACGUGGAGUGCAGGGUCUGCGGAGACAAAGCCUCGGGCUUCCACUACGGCGUGCACGCCUGCGAGGGCUGCAAGGGUUUCUUCCGCCGGACGAUCCGCAUGAAGCUGGAGUACGAGAAGUGUGAGAGGAGCUGCAAGAUUCAGAAGAAGAACAGAAACAAGUGCCAGUACUGCCGCUUCCAGAAAUGCCUCUCGCUGGGCAUGUCACACAAUGCCAUCCGCUUUGGGCGCAUGCCAGAGGCAGAGAAGAGGAAGCUGGUGGCAGGGCUGACAGCGAGCGAGAUUGGCUGCCAGAACCCACAGGUGGCUGACCUGAAAGCUUUCUCCAAGCACAUCUACAACGCCUACCUGAAGAAUUUCAACAUGACCAAAAAGAAGGCAAGAGGUAUCCUGACCGGGAAGGCCAGCAGCACCCCACAGCCUUUUGUGAUCCAUGACAUGGACACCUUGUGGCAGGCAGAGAAGGGGCUGGUGUGGAAGCAGCUGGUGAACGGCAUCCCCCCCUACAAGGAGAUCGGGGUGCACGUCUUCUACCGCUGCCAGUGCACCACGGUGGAGACCGUGCGGGAGCUCACCGAGUUCGCCAAGAGCAUCCCCAGCUUCGUAGGCCUGUACCUGAACGACCAAGUGACUCUGCUCAAGUACGGGGUGUACGAGGCCAUCUUCGCCAUGCUGGCCUCCAUCAUGAACAAGGACGGGCUGCUGGUGGCCAACGGCAACGGCUUCGUGACGCGCGAGUUCCUGCGCAGCCUGCGCAAGCCCUUCAGCGAGAUCAUGGAGCCCAAGUUUGAGUUUGCUGUGAAGUUCAACGCGCUGGAGCUGGAUGACAGUGACCUGUCCCUGUUUGUGGCUGCCAUCAUCCUGUGCGGAGACCGCCCUGGCCUGAUGAACGUGAAGCAGGUGGAGGAGAUCCAAGACAACAUCCUGCGAGCACUGGAGUUCCACCUGCAGUCCAACCACCCGGAUGCCCAGUACCUCUUCCCCAAGCUGCUGCAGAAGAUGGCUGACCUGCGACAGCUGGUGACAGAGCACGCCCAGCUGGUGCAGAAGAUCAAAAAGACAGAGACAGAGACAUCUCUGCACCCACUUCUGCAGGAGAUCUACAAGGACAUGUACUAAGGACCUGUUAUUUAUGAGAAUGAAGCCAUGGAUUCCCAUCAAGACUCUUUGUACAGAAACAAAGAAAACCCUUCCCAGUGUCUUCCAUUUCUCCUACUGGAAACUCUUUUCUAUGUGACCCUGACAUACGGUACAUAGGGCAAGAUGAGGAUUUGCAGCUGCCUCCUGCUCAGCCAGGGCUUCCUUAACACACACUAACAAAUCUGCAAAGCUGCUGUUCCUGUUCUUAUGGCCCAGCUCUGGCUGCUCCCAGAGCAGAGCGGCCACCCAGUUUACAUGGCUCAGGCAGCGAGGUCACUGUGGCACCUCAGGUCCCCAGGGUGGGAGCUCUGGUCCUUGGGAGGGCCGAGGGGUGCAGGGGCCAGUGGAGCCCACAGCAGCACUCACAGUGUGUCUGUAUUCUCUUGUUCGUUUGCACUCUGGAACCGUGGUCCUGAGCCGUGAAGUGUGGGACAGUGUGAUGAAAGGAUGUUUCUGUCUUUCCCAAAGAAAAGCUCUGGAGUGUUUGAACACGGGUAGGGCUGUUCCAGGGAAGACCCUCAGCUGCAGCCCCCCUGUGCUCUGCAGGGUGUUCCUGUCUCCCAGCAGGACUGAGCUCUGCCUUCCCGGGUGCAUUGUGGGAGCCUUUGCUCCUGGCACCCUCGUUCCAUAGGGAACGUGUCCCUUGGCUCCUCAGUAUGAGGGAGGCUGGGAUGGGGAACUAGGAGGGAAAGGAUUUGACUCCUUAAAAUUCACCUUCAGAGCAGAGGCACAGAGUCUGUGGUUUCCACAGCCUGUUCUGCACAGAUGUGAGUUACAGAAAAGGUGUGUGGAGGGUCAGGGGCCUUGAGCUGUCAGGGUUUGGUGUCCUGCCUUAGUUUCCCCUCUGAAAGGGACCUGGAUUAUCACAUGCUGUCUGCUCAGAGCAGGAGCACGAGGAUCUGUUAGUGCAUUGGUUGCAGAGAGCUUUGCAGCUGUAAAUGCCAAGGAUUUAUAAACAGGGAGGGGGUGGUUGGGAUGCUCACAAUGGGCAGCAGCUUCCCAGUGAGCGUGGCUGUGUCAGGGAAGCUGCCAGUCCUCCUCUGCCACUGUUCCCAAGAGUGGGAACAGCUCCAGGCUGCCUGCCUGAACCCAGCACCGCUCUGGGACUUUACCUCACGACUUCUCACAGCUGUAGUGAAACACCACGGUGCUGCCUGGGCCAGGCCAGGCCCCUGGUGUGGGGGCUGUGUCACUUGGGCUUCGGGCAGGGGGAGGAUGGACCUGGGAAGGGCUCAGUUUCCCUUUCAGGAUAAUGGUGUCUCACUUAAGAAGCAACACUCCCCGUCUGCAGCUCACAGUCCCUUGUGUACUGAGCAGCCUUAUUAAAAUACUGAUAUUCCCUAGGAGGGGUUGUGGGAGCAAAUUAUUCGGUUUUAUUUUACUUUCCUCCUCUUCAGGGUAGCAGAUUUCCCUGGUGCAAUAAUUCCUUUAAAACCCAAAGGGGAAGAGCACUGAGCUUUCCCUCCCCAUUACAGGGCUGUCUGGUCCCAAACCUCCCCCCUGCUGCCACACUCCACUCCUUUUGCCGUGCCUCAGUUUCCUUGCCCAGCCCUCCCCUCCCUACCUCGCAGGGGUGUUGGGAAUUACCGUUUCUGAAGCACUUUGAAGCCCUCUGGGGGAAGGCACUGGGGACAUGCCUGUGCUGGUGGGAGCCCGGGGGAUUUGUCCUUCCCAAAGCCCCGGCGGUGUCCCCACCAUGGCCACAGUGCAGGACUUGUGCCCAUCACCUGGGAAACUUUUUUGCUCUUCCUUCCUCAACAGUAUAACAACCCUCAAACUGAAAUGUAUAUUUUUGCUAGAAGUACAAACCUCCAAGUGUUUUUAAUAAUAUAAAUAGUGUCCACAAACUGACUUGACUUUAAAUAAAUCUGAGCUAAAUAUUUAAGAAA
Messenger RNA from Prinia subflava (tawny-flanked prinia), 3489 nucleotides. It is a transcript of the gene PPARD, whose product is annotated as peroxisome proliferator activated receptor delta. Gene Ontology annotation, cellular component: nucleus. Gene Ontology annotation, molecular function: RNA polymerase II cis-regulatory region sequence-specific DNA binding; zinc ion binding; nuclear receptor activity. Gene Ontology annotation, biological process: negative regulation of transcription by RNA polymerase II; fatty acid metabolic process; positive regulation of fatty acid metabolic process. Bases 254 to 1579 code for a protein of 441 amino acids. The record is from RefSeq and is a predicted model, not a curated record. Lineage: Eukaryota; Metazoa; Chordata; Aves; Passeriformes; Cisticolidae. The transcript is spliced from 8 exons.